AUGGACCCACUGCUGGCCAAGGCUGAGCCCAUCAGCAACGAUGGCACCACCUCUGGGAUAGCUUAUUUAAGAAGGAAGUUAUUUUAGAAGGAGAGAAUACAUCUGAGAAACAAGAUGUCUCAAGCUGGGAGUCGAUACCAAGAUAAGCAAUACCGGCGCCAUGAGAACCAUAGAUCUGAUAGAUACAAGGAAGACAGAAGAGCAAGAAAACCAUACCCACACAAUGCAAGAAAGGCUGAAGACAUCCGAGGUGGCCAGCACUCAAGGACUUCUCCUGUUUGCUCAGACGCUUACUCUAAGACCUCAGGAGCAACACAGGAGUAUUUUGGCCCACCACCAGAGUUUUAUCCUCCCAAGGAAAGCUUCUCAAUGAAGUGUUCAAAGGUAUGCACAACAAGAGGCAUUUUGAAGUUCGUGGAAAUCACGGUUAACCUCCUGGUGCUGAUUUGUGUGGGCGCUUCCCAAGCCUCUGUUGCAGGCUUCACAUCCCUCGGAGGCUUUGGAUCCUUUAACCUGAAUUCAGCCUACAGCCCCUUUGAGGGCACAGAGCUGCGGGAGGUGAGGGACCUGGACAUGCAGUUCACCCAGAUGAGAGCCCCUUGCGUGUACGGCGGGGUGGCCUUCAGCUUGACAGCGGCCACGCUCACCCUCGUCUUCCUUGUCGUGGGGGCAAAACCCAUCCAUCAGCUCCGGAUGGGGCUGCUGGUAGGCGAAUGUGCCUUCAGCCUGCUGGCUGGCCUGGCGUACCUGGCGGCCGUGGGGCUCUACCUGCACUUUGUCAGGCAGGUGAACGCCACCGAGGUGUGCAGGCGGCGCGAGCGGCUCUACGCGCGCCGUGGCUACACCUCCAUGAACUGCGACGUGCAGGGCGGCGACGCAGCCGUCGGCCUCUUCGGGGUCGUGGCUUCCUGCCUGUACUUUGCCAGCUUUGUGCUCUGCAUCCUCGCUAUCCGCACCGUGCGGGCCUUCCAGAGCCACGCAGCCAAGGCUCAGCACAGCCCCAAAGGCAGCCUUAGAGACAGAAGCGUCAGAAACCACCACGCCGUGCACAGGACCUCUGGAAGCUCCCACAGCAUCCAGGCUCUUGCCACGUUAGUGUGA
This is a messenger RNA of Agelaius phoeniceus (red-winged blackbird), 1101 nucleotides long. Lineage: Eukaryota; Metazoa; Chordata; Aves; Passeriformes; Icteridae. The record is from RefSeq and is a predicted model, not a curated record.